AUGGAACAUCACCGCUCAUGCGUGCUGCCCUCCAACGCUCCGGCCUUUGCGGAGCAUGGCUCGUCCAUACCCAGUCGAGUCCUCCAGGAACGCUCGGGCAAUAGGAGGCAUGUUUAUGCUGACGGCUCAGGUUCUUGGAAGCGCUCGCCUUCCACCCCAGUAGAGAAUUUGUACUCGCAGAAUCUCGGAGGAGGUUACUUCACAGGCAACCUGACGGCACAGCUUAACAGUGAGAGGUCAGAAGAACAGAUCGAGCACGAGACGAAGAGACUGCUGCGACUGUUGAUACGGUGUGACAAGUAUCAGAAAUAUCGUGACCGACAACCACAGACGCAGAAGGAGAAGGAGCAGAAAUGGCCCGACCAUCUCGAGGAGGCCUUCUUUCGAGGUCUGGUACGAUGGCCGCCGAUGGGCCGCCGUAAGCAUAUGCUGGAUGGACAGCUCCGUGGCCGUAACGAACUCGUCGCCGACUCCAUUCAGAAAGACACUGGCGAACCACGGACAAGAAAGCAGGUUUCUAGUCACAUCCAGGUGCUCAAGAAUAUUCUAUCUGACCAACCUCAAAUCCUUGUGUACAUGUCCACGGAGGACUUGGGGACCAGAAAGCGUCACGGCGGCGCUCACUUUGGCCAGCUGCGAAGCCGUCAUCAGGCUGCGUCCAAUGCAUCGAAGUAUAACUACCAUACCCAAGCAGGGGCGAACUACUAUUCAGGAGGCUAUGGGUCACUAGGCCCCUCAAACUUGCUCACGAAGUCACAAGGCAACCAUGGCUCGGUCGUACAACCUCCCUUUGCCGUUGCAGACUUCUCCAUUCUUCUACAUCAUGAUGACGAACCAAUACAUCGAUUCACGCAGCUAGCAAGCAACUCACGACUCCCAGACCUUAAUGUUACAGACAUAACUUCGUGGCAUCAGCAGUACGCCGAGUUCAGGUUCCACCAGACGGAUGAAUGGAAGAAACGUCAGGUAUUGGUCUGCGAUGCGUCCAUCAAGAUCAUGGCCGAGAAGCAGCGAUCGGGCGUUCGACACGACCUUUCCGUACACUUCUAUCUCCAAAGCCAGACUGACAUGUCCCAAACGGAUCCCCUGCACUGUGAAACGAGGUUCUAUGACAACGGCCAACUCGCAGAUAAGUUCGACGAAAGCAAACAGGGCUUCACAGAAACUCGUCGUGAUGUCAAUCAUGUACCUGAUCGGCGUUCGUGUUUCCAGAUCCAUUUCGGAUCUGGCUUCUGGGCUUGGAGGACUGGGCAUCUGAGCAGGAAGUUAUGUAACGCACGCAUGAAUGAAGAUUCCAGACAGAGGGCGAAGGAAGAGGAGAGUGUUCGCCGGACACUGCAAUACAUGACGGCCGUGCAAGAUAUCUACGGCCUCAACAAGGAGACAGGACAACCGCAAUGCUUCCUCACGAUACUAUGGCGCUUCCAGCAGACACGGCCAACGAACGAGCCAGGUAGGAUGAGCUGGCGAGUGGUAAAUUUCGCGCCUCCACCGCCGCCGCCCAGUCAACAGCUAUGGGGAAAAGGGGAGGAGUUGGACAACAGCAAGGAGUUGAGAUUGAUCCUGAACAAUACGAGCGCAACGUCUCCAACGCAAGCAUAUCCCGCCCUGCCUCUGGAACUUCCCCACCAAGCCUUUGCCCACCAGCCUUCUCAUCUCGACCUCGACAGCCUUUCCAACAUUGCGUUGGACAACAUUAAUGACUUUUCGAAUCCCAACUCCGCUACAACACACAGCCUUUCCACCGACUUCUCUCACACACAAUCACUAGCAAGCCUCACGCAUUCCCAAGACACGAAUGCCACCCACCCCCAGCAUCAAGACUUCAACGAAUCCAACGACAUCGACUUCCACGGGGGCCAAAUCAACCUCCGCUUCCUCGAGCCAGCCAUCAACUUCGGGACGUACGAGACGUACACGCCCGCGCAAUCGCUCGCCCCACCGCUGAGCGCAAUCCCAGGACUCGACCAGCACGCCGACGCCGGGUUCGGGGAUCUCAGCGGGCUGGGAGUCGGCCUGACGGGCUGCUACCCCAACAAGCCGUGGCACUACAACGACCUCAUCUCGCGGCUCGAAGGGGCGGCCGAGCAAGUCAAUGGGAUUCCAGUGCUGGACCAGGGCAAUUGCGCACAGAACAACGGACUGGUAGGGCACAAUGUGUUGCACGGCGGAGAGCUAAGUCAUGGGCUCUGGAAGCUGCAAAGCGGCUUUGGAGAGGACACGGGGGUGGGAGCGGGGGUCGCAGACGGGAGGAAAGACAGCGCUGCAGAUACGGGCGCGGGCUCUGGUAUCAUGGAGUUCCUCGAGAGGGAGCGCGGCAGAGACGGUUCUAGAUAUCUCUAG
This is a messenger RNA of Aaosphaeria arxii CBS 175.79, 2343 nucleotides long. RefSeq lists its product as uncharacterized. Gene Ontology annotation, cellular component: transcription regulator complex. Gene Ontology annotation, biological process: regulation of transcription by RNA polymerase II. Gene Ontology annotation, molecular function: RNA polymerase II cis-regulatory region sequence-specific DNA binding; DNA-binding transcription factor activity, RNA polymerase II-specific. NCBI's taxonomy places the organism in Eukaryota, Fungi, Ascomycota, Dothideomycetes, Pleosporales. The record is from RefSeq and is a predicted model, not a curated record. The transcript has 3 exons. Bases 1 to 2343 code for a protein of 780 amino acids.